UAAGAAGAAGAAGCGCUUGUAAACAAAACACAGGGAGUCGUUGGUUCGACAGUUCUUUUCGUCCCGACAAGCCAUCUGUAAUUGUUUAUUGUGCUAUUCUGCCCUUUGUGGGUCUGGAAGUGCCAUAAUGACUGCAAUAGAAAAGAUUAGGGAAAGAGUGUCAGAACUAUACAGGUUUCGGGAUGAAUAUUUCACUACGCAUAGUUCUGACGAGGCAACCAACAAGACGAAAGAGGUUCAAGAGGAAAUUAAUAAAACAUUAAAAAUGAUUGAUAGCCUCAAAGACCAAGUAAGUGCCGAGAAUAAAGGUGAAUUGUUCUUUCUGAGGGGCAAAGCUUUGAAUGCUACACAAGAAUAUAGUCCAGAAGCUGAAGAAGAACUAGGUCGGGCUACAAGAUUUAAUCUGUCAGAUGCAUGGAACGAACUUGGGGAGUGUCAGUUUAAAAAAGGAGAUCUAGCUGGAGCUCACACAUGUUUUGAGAAGGCACUUAAGCUGGCACAAAAUAAAGUUUAUUACCGCAAUAUGUCAAUGCUUAUGAGAAGCUUGCCAUGGAAAACCGGUACCGAAAGAGAAAACAAUGUUGAAAAGGGUUUAGAUUAUGCAAGAAAAGCCAUUAAUUUGGAUAUGAAUGAUGGGCAUUCCUGGUUGGUAUUAGGGAAUGCAUAUCUAGCAUCUUUCUUCACUAUAGACUCAAAAUUGGAAUCACUGAAGAACUGCAAAGCUGCAUACACCAAAGCAUCCAGUGAUCCCGUAGCUGCUACACUUCCAGAACUUCAUUUCAGUAAGUUUCACGUCCAGUGGUAUGAAGAAGAUUAUGCAGGAGCACUUCUCAGCUUAAGGAAAGCAUCAGAGCUUGAACCCUCAUGGGUUGAAUGUAAGGCAAAAUUUAAUGAGUGUCACAAGUUUUUAUCCAAACUAACCUUAAUGGUGAAAAGUAAGGGUCAGCUAAAUCAAAGACGGAUCAAUAGCCUCGUCGCUGAUAUUCACCCCAGUCAGCUGGGGCCUUAUGAAAAAGGAGGAACCAAUUUGACUGCUGGAAAAAAGCCAGAUCUAGUCCCUCUUUCACUUUUGGGGGAAGGAAACAAUCAGGACAAAAUAGUUUUAGGAAAAGUGGUUUGCACAGUCAUUCCAGAAUCAGGCAUUCCGUUUUCAAUGUGUGUUAUUGAUAAGGAAGGUGACUGUAUGGCUAUCACUGUCUACAACUGGGCCAGUGGCUGUGGUGUUAAAAUAGGUGAUUCUGUAGCUGUUGUUGCACCUGUAUUGAAAAGUCACAGUAUUGAGGUAUCAAAGGAUGAAAACCUGGAGUUCAGAGCCAUACGAGUGGCACUUCCACUCAUGUUGGUUGUGAACAAACGUGCAGUUGGAGUAAGCCAGGUAGCCACAUCUCAAAUUGUUUCCCAACAAAAACCAGAGUGAAGGACCUUAUGUAUGAGGAGUUUUCUUUUCAUUCAAUUUAUUAUGUGCUAAAGGCGUUCUUCAUCAUCUGUGAUAUAUGAUAUUAACUGUAAUAGUGUUUCUUCCAUAACAACAACUAUUUUGUAUUCUUAGCUGACAUGUAGAUGACUCAUAACUUGUAACUGUGAUUAUAACUUCAAAAUAUUAUUGUGAGGCCUAUUUAUGAUAGGUUUUUGAUGUCAGUAACUUUGGUAUCAGUUUUGUCACAACUAGCUAAUAGUACUUUUGAAUGAAUUCCGUACAGUUCUUUGGAAGGUACCAUUAUUCUAUCCUCAAAAAUGUAAUAUGCUUGGUACAUUUACAGAAUAUUUAAAAUUACUGUGUAUUCCUGUCAGGAAUUGGACUAAUUCCAGAAAGUAAAGUGAAUUUAGACUACAAAUUGAUCAUUGAAUUUUAUUUCUAUAUAGUAUAAGCUAUUUUCAACACUUAAUUUGGCUUCAGCAUUGUCAGUUGUUUUUUAUUGUUUUAAGAAAAAUAUACUCUAGUACAGUGUAUCUUUUUUUUUAUAAGUGCAAUAUUGCUAAGUGGAAAAAUAAGUUUCCAGUGAAUAAUAUUUUAUUCAGUGAACUAGUGUGAUUGUUAAUAGCUUGAAACUUUGCUUUAAAAAGACAUGCUUUUGUCCCUAUAGCUAAAUAAGGUAUCUUUCUUACCUUAAGUCUUCUGCUGUAUGGGAGGGAAUUCCAGUAUUAGCUCUGUCUGUGUUUUUAUAGCCUUACUUAAAACUAUUUGCACGAACUGUUUAUUCAAAAUUAAGCCUUAGGGAUCUUAUAUGAAUUUAUACAGACUGUGGUUAAUAUAAAUAUUGGAAUUAGCAAACUAAUGUAUGAUUCUCUUCAUAAGACUAAUGUAUGAUUCUCUUCAUAAGAUAUAGGUAUUUAGCAUUGUAAUGCAAGUCAUUAAAAGAGAACUUACA
Messenger RNA from Macrobrachium nipponense, 2369 nucleotides. RefSeq names its product tetratricopeptide repeat protein 5-like. Gene Ontology annotation, molecular function: protein binding. The transcript has a single exon. Lineage: Eukaryota; Metazoa; Arthropoda; Malacostraca; Decapoda; Palaemonidae. The record is from RefSeq and is a predicted model, not a curated record. The coding region runs from base 128 to 1417 and encodes 429 amino acids.